AUGAGGACGACAAAACUUAGGAGGACGCUUGUGCUGUUGGUCAUCGCGAACGCGAUUUACAGUCAAAAUGCGACUGUGAUCACCAGCGACGGCCUUCGAGGGUACGACCCUCAGUUCAUGGUCGGCUGUUACUUUCCCGCGGAACUUCAGGGUGAGUUCGUGACACAGGUGAGCGGAACGGAAGCGAGCGAUACAACUGGCGAGCCCAUUCAAUACUCCACCAUUAACAUCACAUACAACGCUAUUCCUGUAUGGGGUUAUUGCCACAGGAGGGUCGGUGAUAACGUGUUGCUAAUGGACAGAUACGGAGAUGGCGAAUGCAUCAGAUGUUUCCAUCUGCUGAGGAGAUCAAGGAACGUCAUUGAAGUAUUUUCGGAGAAUCUGAAUAGGUGUUACACCACUAUAUCCACUGCAUUGGCUUCUUGCAAUUCAUUAAACUCCACGUCUAUACUAUAUCGUACCACGGAGAUUGGCGGUGUUCCUAUCAGAAACGAAUACUGUCCCAUAACUGGACAGUAUCAUUUCAAGUACAGUCUCAAUAACGGAUCCGAAAAGGCCAUUGAAUGCAACAGCUUCUCCUCAUCCUUCAACAACUGUCCCGAUGGCUCUGUUUUAAGGCUACACUUUAAUCGUUGCACCUUUGAAUAUCAAACAAAUCUGACGUUCAACUGUUUGGGUAACUGGCCUGGUCCAAAUGGGUCCACGUAUUUCGCCCUGUUGGACAGCAAUGCGAUUACCGAAGGUAGACCGCAAUAUAGAUGUGGACUAUUUCAUGUCGACAAUAUAAAAGGGAAAACAUACAUGGCUCUUAGUAGUGAUUCCAGUUGCUCCGAAAACUUAGAUAAUUCAACUAGUGGAUACGAGACGUUGGUUCUUAGCAAAGUACCAAAUCAAAAGAAAAUGCCAAAUUAUGUGAAGACUCAUGUAGCGACAUUUCCAAAGUGGGCCCAAGGUUUGUGGGAAGAGUCUCUCAUCAUAAAUGGUACCAUGACUUUUACUGAUUUAAAUGGGUACAAUAGUUAUACUUUCAUUACGGUAGACUCAAAUGAAGAAACCGGCCGUUACAUUGUUUAUUCUAAGGAUCAAUGUGAACAAGCAGCGUACGUCUGUUUAAUGAUGAGGCAACGAAGUGAAAAUGUACUAGAAUUUACAAUAGGAAUGGUGAUGAGUCCAGUUUACCAAACAUAUUUGUGCGAUGAUCCUAAUCUCGAUAAACCUGUUUGGAUGACACAAGCAAGGGUUGAACGCGCAGUGGAAUCGCCUUGUCCAAUUACUGGCCAGUACAUGGGAAUGAUAACUGACUUAUCAGGAAUGUGUGCUGAACUGAGCAGUAAUUGCAACACACGUGAAAUAAUGUAUUUCAAAGUCACCGAUUGCGAGUCUGGAGAACUUUAUGAAGAACGAACAUACUUGUGCUUAGGGCAAUGGGAAGAAAGAGGUGUUAUGUACACAUAUACCAUGAGAAAUGACACUGGUACAAAUGAAUGUUUUGUUGGUUUAAUCAUAAACGAUGAAGAGAUCUAUAUCAAGGAGGCUGGGGAUCAUUGUAUUCGAAAUAUUGGCCCUAAAAAAGAAGGAAUGCGUCUGUAUAAAAAAGGUCAAUGUUAUGGAAACUCUCCAAGUCCUGCACCAACGCCAAUGAAGCCAAUUCCUCGUAAUCCAAUAAUGAGAAUUGCAACGACUCCAAGGUCUAGAAUAUCAGAAAGUGACCAGUUACCAGGAAACAAUAUUCCAUCGUUGUCCUCGGGUAAAGAUACCGCAUCCUGUAAUUUUGUGAUAUUGGUAACAUUUCUUACUCUUCUCAGAGGUAUUGAUAUGCAUGUUUGA
Dufourea novaeangliae is the source of this 1827-nucleotide messenger RNA. RefSeq lists its product as uncharacterized. Bases 1 to 1827 code for a protein of 608 amino acids. The record is from RefSeq and is a predicted model, not a curated record. NCBI's taxonomy places the organism in Eukaryota, Metazoa, Arthropoda, Insecta, Hymenoptera, Halictidae. The transcript has 13 exons.